AUGAAAUCUCUAUUUGUGAUUGCACUUCUUUUGCCAAUCGUUGCCGCUCAAGCCCCGACGGAACCCGAGAUCACCGAGGAGGCCAAGCAGAAAAUCGCUCAGGAAGAAAACGCGUUGAGUCCCGAGAAAACUUUCGUCAACCGAGUCAAGGAGGCCUUCGAGAAAAACAAGGGCGAGAAUAGUGCGCUGAACAAGGAGCAAGUCGAAGCAGAGGUUGAUCAAAUCCGAAGUCUCGAGAGCAACCCUCGCGAACUCGAGAGCAACCCGGAGUUUGAAAUCGCGGAGUUUGAAAAGGACAUGAGCAGCGCGUUGGAAGCCGACCCGAACAUGGGCGAGACACUUAAGCAAGCGAGAGAGAUGGCUGAGAAAACCGUUAACCGUCGCAAGCGACAGGACACCACUCAGCAACACCACGAAUUCAAGAAGCCAACCGACGCUCAGAUGGCCGCCAUCAAUCAGGAAAUAGCUCAACUUCAACAAACGAACCCGGAAGUGGCAAGCUGGCCACUGAGGCGCAACGACACGAUGACACCGAAGGAGAAGAUGGGAAAAUGGUGCGAGCCUUUGGAGGAACUGGUGAAAAAAAUCUCUAAGAACUUCACGGAAUUCUUCGCGCGCAUGGAUUGGCGCGGCGAGGUGUUACUAGAAAAGCCGGAGAAUAAAUUGGACAUUGACAAGUACGGCAUCGCAAUUCAUGUGGCAUUCCGGGAAACUGAGCGACUUCGGCGUUUAGAUGAUAAGACUCAAUCCGGUGGUGAGCGCUCAGUAGCGACGAUGCUUUAUCUACUCUCGUUGCAAGAACUCUGUCCGGUGCCUUUUCGCUGCGUGGAUGAGAUUAAUCAAGGAAUGGAUCCAAGAAACGAGCGCAAAGUCUUCUCGCUGAUCGUCGACACACUGGCCAGCGAAAGUCGUAAUUUGGCAAAAAUACAAUAUUUCUUAUUGACUCCUAAACUCUUGCGUGGGCUGAAAUAUGGUGAGAAGGUGGCCGUGCAUCUCGUCCACAACAGCCCAACAUUGCCACGCGAUAUCAUGGAAUGGGAACAUUCGGCCUUUAUCCCGAUCAUGCCACUACUUCAGUCAACAGAA
Mesorhabditis belari is the source of this 1086-nucleotide messenger RNA. The record is from the annotation of a GenBank genome assembly. NCBI's taxonomy places the organism in Eukaryota, Metazoa, Nematoda, Chromadorea, Rhabditida, Rhabditidae.